This is a messenger RNA of Ziziphus jujuba (common jujube), 3379 nucleotides long. Its product is annotated as nodulin homeobox. Gene Ontology annotation, molecular function: single-stranded DNA binding. The record is from RefSeq and is a predicted model, not a curated record. Gene Ontology annotation, biological process: flower development. NCBI's taxonomy places the organism in Eukaryota, Viridiplantae, Streptophyta, Magnoliopsida, Rosales, Rhamnaceae. Bases 453 to 3335 code for a protein of 960 amino acids. The transcript is spliced from 18 exons.
GAAAAACCCAUGAAAAAGAAAAGGAUACAGAACAAAAACAAACAGAGAGGCUUGGCUUGAAAACAAAUAAACCAGACAAUUUUUUUUUUUUUUUUAUACACUUGGCUCUGGCAAGGCAAGGGGUUUAUACGUUUUGUAGAGCUCAGGAUAAGCGGAGAUCCCUAUCAGCGCACGUUAGACAGUAUCGCCGUUCACACAACCACCAAAAUAAAACGGCAACUACAGAAGAAACAAAGCGUAUGCUAACAUUAACGUGGGCUUCAAUCACACAUUUUCAAUUCACGAAUCAAGACCUCCACCGAGAAAACCCGCGAAAUUAUUUUCCUUCUCAUUUUCUCUUUCUUUUUCUUUUUAUUAUAUUUAUUAUUUUUUAUUUUCUUCCUUUUCGAGCUUCGAAUCUCGCUCUUCGAACCUCCUCGAUACCUUUCUCAGUUGGUUUUAGAUUUUGAAGAAUGAGACAUAGUAAGGAAGAGGCAUCAUGCAGUGCUCCACAAGUCAUUGACUUAAUUUCAGCAGUGAGGGAGUUAAAUGGGCUCAGUUCUCAGGAUCUUAAUAUAUUAUUGAGGGACUCAGAAAAUUUUACAGUACAGUAUGUUACUGAGAAAGAAUCUUUAUUAAAGAUUGACAUGGAAAAGCUUGCAGCGUCACUUCCAUUGCACCUAAUUGCAGUACUCAUGUCAUCAGAUAGAGAUGAAGCCUUGCUGAGAUAUUUGUUAUGUGGCAUUCGGUUCUUGCAUUCCUUGUGUGAUUUAGCACCUCGGCAUGCUAAGCUUGAACAGAUUUUGCUAGAUGAUGUGAAAGUGUCAGAGCAACUGCUUGACAUGACGAUCUAUAUGCUAAUCGUUUUGGCCUGUUAUGAACAGGAAAACCAUAAUUUCAGUACUCUUCCCCUUCUACAUUCUACACUGGUGGCAUGCAGUCUACAUCUAUUAACGGCAUGUAUAUCUUCACAGUGGCAAGAUCUUGUGCAUGUAUUGCUCGCACAUCCUAAGGUUGACAUAUUUAUGGAUGCAGCUUUUGGAGCAGUUUGUGUAGCCAUUAAAUUUCUUGAGAUCGAGCUGUCAACACAACAUACUGAUUUUGGUAACAAAUCAAGUUUGACCGCCGAACAAAUGGUUAACUAUCUCUGCCAACAAUGUGAGGCCUCUUUACAGUUUCUUCAGUCGCUUUGCCAGCAAAAAUUGUUUCGUGAGCGACUACUCAGCAAUAAGGAACUAUGUGGAAAGGGUGGUGUUCUGUUUCUAGCUCAAGCCAUCUUGAAGUUAAACGAUAUGCCAAUGCCACAUUUUGUAGAGUGUGCCAGAGUCGUGGCUGCUGUAUCUAGGCUGAAAGCGAAAGUGUUAUCAAUUUUGUUGAGUCUGUGUGAAGCAGAAAGCAUUUCUUACCUGGAUGAAGUUGCCAGCUCGCCUGGAAGCCUGGAUCUGGCUAAGUCUGUUUCAUUAGAGAUUCUUGAGUUGUUGAAGACUGCACUUGGUAGAAAUCCCAAGCAUACUGCUUAUUCUAAUAGAACUUUCCCAAUGGGGUUUUUGCAACUCAAUGCAAUGCGCCUAGCUGACAUCUUCUCUGAUGAUUCAAACUUCCGAUCUUACAUUACAGUAUAUUUUACGAAGGUUCUGACUGCAAUAUUUUCGCUUCCACAUGGAGAUUUUUUAUCCACUUGGUGUUCUUCUGAACUCCCAGUGAAGGAAGAAGAUGGUUCUAUUGAAUACGAUUCAUUUGCAGCGGCUGGAUGGGUUUUGGAUGUAUUUUCAUCAAUCAACCCAAGAAACCCACCAAGUUUGGAUUUUACUGCAGUCUCAAAUAAUAUGUCCCAGGCUUCCUAUGCACACCAGAGAACAUCAUUAUUUGUGAAAGUAAUUGCAAAUCUUCAUUGUUUUGUCCCCACCAUCUGUGAAGAGCAGGAGAGGAACCUUUUUCUUAACAAGUUCAUGGAAUGCUUGCAAAUGGAUCAAUCUGAUGAGUUGCCUGGUUUUAUACAUAAUUCGCAUUCUCCCAAAGCUCCCACUGUCUGCAGGAAUCUGCGUUCCUUGCUAAGUCAUGCAGAAUCGUUAAUUCCUAAUUUUUUGAAUGAGGAGGAUUUACAGCUCUUAAGGGUGUUUUUUAACCAGCUGCAAUCGUUACUUAGUUCAACUGAAUUUGAAGAAAAUCGAGUCCAACAAAUUCAGGAAAAGAAAUAUGAGGAGUCAAUAUCUUGGGAUAAGUUUGCUAAACUCAACAUCAGCGAGCAUCAUCAGGAGGCUCAGAGUGCAGGGGGAUGCUCAUCACCGUUGCAAAAAGAACCUACAGAUCUUAAUAACAAAAGUGGUAAUUUGAAAGAGGAAAUGUGUGAGAAUUCUGCUUUUCAAGAUGCCGACCAAACUUUUGUGAAUGAACAAGAGGAUCAAGGAGCUGAUGCAAUAAUGGAAGACAAAGGUAAAUCUGGAAGGAGUGCAUCUGGAGGCAUGGCAGAGAUUGAUAGAGAUGCUCAGAAUGUUGAAACAAGUGGUUCAGAUACAAGCACCACAAGAGGAAAGAAUGCCGUUGAUCAAAUGGACAACGGUGAAUUCCCAAAAUCAAGCCUGCCCAUCAAAGAGAGUGGGAAUGGCAGUAAUCUAGAAGAUGAGAAGGUUGAAACUGUUCAGUGUGAAGAAAAGCAGCGGAGAAAACGAAAGCGAACUAUCAUGAACGAUAAACAAAUCUCUCUAAUUGAGAGAGCCCUUGUAGAUGAACCUGAAAUGCAACGAAAUGCAGCUUUGGUUCAAUCAUGGGCUGAUAAAUUAAGUAGUCAUGGUUCUGAAGUCACAUCGUCUCAGUUAAAAAAUUGGCUGAACAAUAGAAAAGCAAGGCUCGCCCGCACAGGUAGGGAUCACCGUGCGACUUUAGAGGGUGAAACUUCUUUCCCAGACAAACAGGUUGGGCCAGGACUUAGGUCCCAUGAUACUCCUGAGAGUCCUGGUGAAGAUGCUAACAUCCAAUCAAAUUCCAGUAGAGAUCCUCAAACUAUGCUGAGAAGUGGUGCCGCCAGAAUCACUGAUUCUUCCCCAUCAGAAGCUGUUCCUAUGGGUCUUCCAGAACUUCAGACAAAACCGGGUCAAUAUGUUAUGCUUGUAGACUCGGUUGGAGAAGAAAUUGGUAAAGGGAGGGUAUUUCAGGUACAUGGCCAAUGGUAUGGAAGGAACUUGGAGGAAUUAAGAACGUGUGUAAUAGACGUUAAAGAGCUGAAAGCCAAGAGAGGGACGAGGCUGCCAUACCCGUGCGUAGCCACUGGAGUAUCAUUUGAGGAAGCUGUAACAAAAAUAGGUGUGAUGAGAGUGAUGUGGGAUGCCAACAGAAUUUUCGUAUUACGUCCUAAAUGAUGUAAAGAAUGCUUAUAUGAUUUCACUGAGAAAUUUUCUUUUUU